CCUGCCUCUCUAGGCCUCUCUAUCUUCCUGACACGGUGGUUUCGGGAAGGCUCAAGUUGGUGGCAUUGGAGGAGCGAAUGGCGGGCAGAAAUGUUGCGGCCUCCGAGCGCAGGGCUGCCUCUGACCUGAGCUGAGGGGAACCUUAAGCGACAAGGCGGAUGCAUCUGUUCCUUAUCCUCAGGCAACGACAGUCGCGAGCCGGGAAGCGAAGGACAAGGUUAGUCGUCCCUGCUGGCUGUGGGAAUUGAACAGGCAAGGCUUUCUGUGCUUUCAGAGUUGCUUGGCAGGCGGGAAUCCAACAGAUACAGCUUCCUGUCUCCUCUCCCCGCAUCUUAGUGCAAGAAAAGCAUGGACCUGUUGAGUUUCUGUCCGCAACAGAAAAAGACCUGUUGAGUUUCUGUCCGCAACAGAAAGAGACCUAUCAGAAAGGGGUGACCGCCCAGCUGAGUGGUCGAUCACCUGGAGGAAAAGGGGUUCGUGUCUAAGACGAAGAGAGGCAUUUCAACCCAGCAGUAUGGGCAUCCAAGGAUUAACGAGCUAUAUUGGAGAACACAAUGAGUUCUUCACCGAUCUGCAGUUGAGAAAUACUGAUGUAGUAAUUGAUGGAAACAACCUGUACCAUCGUCUUUAUUUUGACUCAAAUCUGGACAUGCGGCAUGGUGGAGAUUAUGAUUCUUUCACCAAUAUUGUACAUAAGUUCUUUGAAACAUUAGCUGCAUGCAACAUACAGCCCUAUGUUGUACUGGAUGGAGGAUGUGAUGCAUCGGACAAAAAGCUUACAACAUUAAAGGAGAGAGCUCGGGAGAAGAUCCAGGCAGCUUAUUCUCUCUCCUGUGGUGGUGGUGGAAACGUGUUGCCUUUGCUCAUUAGAGAGGUCUUUAAGCAGAUCUUGGUGAAAUUACAAGUGCCUUUUGUUCAGUCUUUUUCUGAGGCAGACAGGGAAAUUGUAUCAUUGGCCAAUCAUUUGAGCUGCCCAGUGCUAACAUUAGAUAGUGACUUUUGCAUUUUUGACCUCAAAGCUGGCUACUGUCCUCUGAAUUACUUCCAGUGGCACAACCUUUGCAAAUGUAAAGACUCACAAGAUUGCUACAUCCCAGCAAAGCGCUUCUCCUUAGAAAGAUUUUGUAACCAUUUUAACAACAUGAACAAAAGCCUCUUGCCUCUUUUUGCAGUGAUGAAUGGCAAUGAUUACAUUAAUCUGCUGGCUAUAGAAAUGUUCUUUAGCAAGGUGCACCUUCCUGUCGGAAGCUCCAGGCAGAAAAGUAGAAAGCACAUCCGUAUUCAAGGGCUACUGAACUGGCUGUCCCGUUUUGCUGAUCCUACUGAGGCAAUAGAAAAUGUACUGAAUUAUGUAAAAAACCACGAGAAGGAGGAAACAAGACAGCUUCUUUCCUCCUUUAUGGAAGAGUAUGAACCAUCCAGUGUCAAUCUCCAAGACUUUUUUCAGAAUGGAGUUUAUGAACCUGAGGAGGCAAAGAACUUAGAAUUACCUCAGUGGGUUCUUGCUGGUUUAGCUAAAGGCCUUCUAGCACCAUUUGUUAGUGAUGCUCUGGUGUUAAGAAGAAGCAUUCUUCAUGUUCAGGUAGAGAAUAUGCAAAGGUGUAGUGCUCAUGCUACUGCUCUGCCAGUUCGGCAGGUUAUCUAUGGGUUACUGCUAAACACUUCACAGAGCUUACCUAAUACCUUCCUGAGGAAACAGCCCAUUUCAACUCCCGUUUUCCAAGAAUUUGACAGAAUCCAGAAAGCACUCAAGAAAUCAUUUCUCCAAGCAGCAGUAUUGUCUGGCAAUUUUUGUGGCAACCAGUAUUCCCUGGCUAUAUUAAAUAAGAUUUCUUUAGCAGACCGUAUUCAACUUUUGUUCAACACAUUAGGAGUGACAGCCAACAUCCUUGAACCAAUUCCUUGCCUCCUGCAGCUCCCUAUAGCUGUAACCUGUUACUGGAUAAGAUAUUCAGAACCCAGAGUGAAGUUACAGCACAUGAAGGCUUUGCUUCUUGGAGUAGUAUUUGGUGAAUUAGAGAAGAUAUUACAUAAUCCAGAUUCUGAAGUUUUACAUGCUGAGGUCAAUAAAAUUGUGCAUGAACAGUUCUGCAAAUGGAAAGAAAAGAAAUCGCAAAAGGCAUCACUGGAAUUAGAUACUGCUCACAUUUUUUGCCAGUGGCAGUGCUGCCUUCAAAUGGGAUUGUAUCUCAACCAGCUGCUUUGUAAUCCUCUCCCCGAGCCUGAGCUUUCAUGGCUUUAUUGUGGUACCCUGGUGCACAGAUUGUACCAUGAACUUAAAUCAGCAUCUACACCAGAGGAUCUGCUCAGUGCAUCUCCAAAGCUGUACCAGCUUUAUUGCAGAAUGGUACAUGUGGUGAAAGAUGCAGCACCAGCGGACUCCUUCCAGAAGAAGUCAAAAAAACAUAGGAAAAAGAGCAAGCAAACCUCUGAUCAUGUGAUGCAUGAAAAAGAAGGGACUCCAUUAGCAGCACUGCCUUCGAGCAGUAUUAACAACAGAUUUGCAACACUGAUGGUGGACAACUAAAAGCACACUAUAUUAGAAACAAGUUCUGAUAGUAAUGUAUUUCUGUUUGAACCUGCAAAGUUCUUUCUCAGUCUCAGAGGAAAUGUAAGGAAGCCUCCAAUACUGUUAUGCUUAAUUGGUUGUUCUUACUGGCACUUGAUUUUUGGUAGCUUACAUACAUAAAACCCCUUCUUGCCUUCCAGCAGUACAAUUGUGGCAAGUAGCCUCAGAGUAGAAAGUUAUUUAUUACUAUCCUGUCUUUCUCCCACAGUCCUAUGGCCAAUACACAAAUCCCUAUAAAAACAGUAGGCUAAAGCAGUGGUUCUUAACCUUGGGUUACUCAGGUGUUUCUGGACUGCAACUCCCAGAAGC
Molecule: messenger RNA, 2878 nt
Organism: Pogona vitticeps (central bearded dragon)
Lineage: Eukaryota; Metazoa; Chordata; Lepidosauria; Squamata; Agamidae
Gene: ASTE1
Product: asteroid structure-specific endonuclease 1
Molecular function (GO): methyltransferase activity; 2-oxoglutarate-dependent dioxygenase activity; nuclease activity
Source: RefSeq, a predicted model, not a curated record